Molecule: messenger RNA, 1906 nt
Organism: Schistosoma curassoni
Lineage: Eukaryota; Metazoa; Platyhelminthes; Trematoda; Strigeidida; Schistosomatidae
Source: the annotation of a GenBank genome assembly
CGCCGUUUCGUUUCAACGACCUUGAACGCGCUGACUGGAAGCGGGCAUUCCGUAUUUCAAUUGCCGUGUGUGUGUUGGGUCCUAUGAGUAUUAAAUGUUUCCAUAUAUAAGUCGUCUUUUGAUGCAUAAUAAACACUAAAUAACUGCUAAGAGCAUUAACUGAGUAUUUUCUGUUUUGUAGUGCACACUUUAGCCUGUUGUUCCUUCGAAACUUGAUCUGUGGUCCUAAGUGCUGUAGUGAAAGUCAACAGCUAAAUAUAAUUUGUUGAUAAGGUCCAGAAAACAACUUUUUGUGAUUUAAGACGAAAUGUCAACUGAAGGGAAUAACCUUUUUUUAAUAACUAUUGUAUGUUGUCUCUAGUGCUUCAUGCUCAAGUGAAAUUUCAGUGAACGUAAGCGACGCGUUCCAACGUAUUAUGCUGAACAAGAGAUUCGGAAGCUGGAUUGAAUUAGAUAAUGCGCUAAAGGAUUUCCAUAAAAUGACCCAUACACACUAUGUUCACGCAGAAAGUAGAUUGUUGAAGGAUGUGAGAUAUAAAUACUUGUUCGUAGUGUUUCGUUGCACGUUUGGUCGUAAACGUAAAUCAGAAGGUCUGAAUGUGAAUAAAAAACCGUCUAAAUUUUUAAAUUGCCAAUCGAUGUUUCGCGUAAGAUUGGAGGGUCAACAAUACGUUAUAAAAUCUUACAACAUGUCUCACAACCAUCCGUGUACUAGUUCGUGGAUGGUUUGUGAUCCGUUGAGUAGACGAUUGUCAUCAGAAGAAAAAGAAAACUUGAAACCAGUUAUAUUGCACUGUCAGUCGACGGACGAAGUUAUCGAAAGUAUUAAGGAAAGAACAGGUAAGCAGGUGACCGCUGCUGAUGUCAAAAAUAUGAAAGCUGAACUCUCCACUGGUUGGACUCGGAAGCAGGUAUUGCAGAUGAUGCGACAAAACGGUGAAGUUAGAGAGCAUGCAGAAAAUGGAUGUAUUACGGCGAUAUGCUUCAGCAGUUAUGAUCAGAUACGGCUGUACAAUCAAUAUCCCGAAGUCGUGUGUAUUGAUUCUACUUAUAAAACUAAUAAUAAAAAAUAUUCAUUAUUCCACGUAAAAAAAUGUGGGCGCGUGCCUUUUACGGCAGUAUAUUAACUUUGGGUAACAACACGAAUAAUCGUGUUGAGUCAUUAAAUAGGCAGAUAAAAAGAUAUGUACGCAAAAGCGACAGCUUGCACAAAUGCAUGUACAAGGCUUUUAAGUGGAGUUCAAUGACAUUCUCUAGAAAAAGCAUUGAAGACCAAAUAAUCAGUGGACGAACAUACAAUUAUGAUGCUCCACAGCGUCUUAUACCCUUGCUGAACAUGUUGACCCCAUUCGCAAGAUCCAAAGUGUUAUACGAACUUAAAAAAAUGCGUUUCGUUAACUUAGAAUAUGAAAGCGGCGAGUGGUUGUUUAUGCUUGACCGCGGACAACAUUACGAAGUGGAUGUAAGUAAUUGUGAAUGCAAUUGUAGCACGUUUAAUAUGUAUCGAUAUCCGUGCCGCCAUCUCCUGCUGGCAUAUAUUAAAAGACGAAAUCUAACAGCUCAUCAACUUCUUAGGUGUUGCUGCAGAUGGGAAUUAGACAAUACGCACAAUUUACAAAACAACACAGGAAUUUCAUUACCGAGACGGAGUAAAGAAUAUAUACAACUUCAACGGCUCCAAAGAAUGUGCAAACAACAAAUUGUUGAGAAAUAUGGUGAACGCUUCGCGAAUCAGGUGGAGAGAAAAGUCUACAAUUCUUACUUAAGAAUUAUAAACAGCUAGACAGCAGGUUUACGAUUAACAGUUCUUUGUGGCUUUAUUUUAGACCACUAUUUAUACAACUUGUAAACUUAUCUUUCCACUUUAGUAGUCAUGAAAAAUCAAUAAACUUUUUCUCAUUUUUUA